This is a messenger RNA of Chrysochloris asiatica (Cape golden mole), 1377 nucleotides long. It is a transcript of the gene COLQ, whose product is annotated as collagen-like tail subunit (single strand of homotrimer) of asymmetric acetylcholinesterase. The transcript is spliced from 17 exons. Bases 1 to 1377 code for a protein of 458 amino acids. Lineage: Eukaryota; Metazoa; Chordata; Mammalia; Afrosoricida; Chrysochloridae. Gene Ontology annotation, molecular function: heparin binding. The record is from RefSeq and is a predicted model, not a curated record.
AUGGUUGCUUUGUAUCUGAUGACUUUGGGAAUUUAUCUUCAGCUUUCCUUCUGUUUUGUCAUGUCUCAGCCUACUUUCAUCAGCAGUGGCCUCCCAAUUUCAGCAGCCCUUCCUGGCCUGGACCAGAAGAAGCGCAGCAGCCACAAAGCAUGCUGCCUGCUGAUGCCGCCUCCACCCCCGUUGUUCUUGCCUCCGUUCUUCAGAGAGGGCCGAAGUCCUCUUCUUUCCCCAGACAUCAAGAACCUCAUCCUUGAACUCGAGACCACGCAGACACCAUGUAUGCAAGGAUCACUUGGCUCCCCUGGGCCUCCUGGCCCCCAGGGUCCACCGGGGCUUCCUGGCAAGACAGGACCAAAAGGAGAAAAGGGGGAGUUUGGCCGACCAGGAAGGAAGGGUAGACCUGGCCCCCCAGGUGCUCCGGGCAUAGCUGGGCCUGUCGGCUGGCCAGGCCCUGAAGGACCCAGGGGUGAAAAAGGAGACCUGGGUAUGAUGGGCUUGCCAGGGUCAAGAGGACCAAUGGGCUCCAAGGGGUACCCUGGAUCCAGAGGGGAAAAGGGAUCAAGAGGUGAAAGGGGUGCCUUGGGUCCCAAAGGAGAAAAGGGUUUCCCGGGAUUCCCUGGAAUGUUGGGACAGAAAGGUGAAAUGGGUCCAAAGGGUGAGCCUGGGAUAGCAGGACACCGGGGCCCUACAGGAAGACCAGGAAAAAGAGGAAAGCAGGGUCAGAAGGGAGAUAAUGGAGUUAUGGGCCCUCCAGGAAAGCCUGGGCCUUCUGGUCCACCUGGCCCUCCAGGCCCUCCAGGCCCUCUGGGUCCUCCAGUUACAGGACAACUUGUAAUGGGACCCAAAGGGGAAAGAGGAUUUCCGGGGCCUCCAGGAAGAUGUCUGUGUGGACCUCCCAUGAAUGUGAAUAACCCUUCCUAUGGGGAAUCUGUGUAUGGGUCCAGUUCCCCACAAGUUCCUGUGAUUUUUGUGGUCAACAACCAAAAGGAGCUGGAGAGGCUGAACACUCAAAAUGCCAUUGCCUUCCGCAGAGACCAGAGAUCUCUGUACUUCAAGGAUAGCCUUGGCUGGCUCCCCAUCCAGUUGACCCCUUUCUACCCUGUGGAUUACACGGUAGACCACCGUGGCACCUGUGGGGACGGGGUCUUGCAGCCCGGGGAGGAAUGUGACGACGGUAACGAGGACAUGGGUGAUGACUGCCUCAGCUGUCACCGAGCCUACUGUGGGGACGGUCACCGGCACAAAGGCGUUGAGGACUGUGAUGGCUCCGACUUUGGCUACCUGACCUGCGAGACCUAUCUCCCUGGGUCAUAUGGAGACCUGCGGUGUACCCCAUACUGCUACAUUGACUCCACGCCCUGCCGCUAUUUCACAUGA